This is a messenger RNA of Dipodomys ordii (Ord's kangaroo rat), 2238 nucleotides long. RefSeq names its product polypeptide N-acetylgalactosaminyltransferase 9 (gene Galnt9). NCBI's taxonomy places the organism in Eukaryota, Metazoa, Chordata, Mammalia, Rodentia, Heteromyidae. Gene Ontology annotation, cellular component: Golgi apparatus. The record is from RefSeq and is a predicted model, not a curated record. The transcript is spliced from 10 exons. The coding region runs from base 1 to 2238 and encodes 745 amino acids.
AUGGGCUUCCGGCCGGACUACCUCGGGGAAGACUGGGAUCCAGUGCUCACGGACUGUGACCUGAACCUGUUGCCUGACCCUCUGUGCUGUAGUUCCUCCACCUGCCUCCAUGAAAUUCUUCACUCGGUGGCCGAUGCCAGGUAUGGGCUGCCACCUGCGGCCAAGCGUGAUGGAAGCCCAGCUGUAGUUACAUGGCGAGCUGUGGCUGCCCUGGACGGCGUUGAAGAGCUACGCCGGGCUGGAACUUCCACCCCUGUGCUGGCCUGGGGGGCCUCAGGGGACAGUACCCCACACCUGCCCAGUACCCCACACCUGCCCUGUACCCCACACCUGCCCUGUACCCCACGCCUGCCCUGUACCCCACGCCUGCCCUGUACCCCACACCUGCCCAGUACCCCACACCUGCCCUGUACCCCACGCCUGCCCUGUACCCCACACCUGCCCUGUACCCCACGCCUGCCCUGUACCCCACACCUGCCCUGUACCCCACGCCUGCCCUGUACCCCACACCUGCCCUGUACCCCACGCCUGCCCUGUACCCCACACCUGCCCUGUACCCCACACCUGCCCACGCCUGCCCUGUACCCCACACCUGCCCUGUACCCCACGCCUGCCCUGUACCCCACGCCUGCCCUGUACCCCACGCCUGCCCUGUACCCCACGCCUGCCCUGUACCCCACGCCUGCCCAGUACCCCACACCUGCCCUGUACCCCACACCUGCCCAGUACCCCACGCCUGCCCAGUACCCCACGCCUGCCCUGUACCCCACACCUGCCCUGUACCCCACACCUGCCCACACCUGCCCAGUACCCCACACCUGCCCUGUACCCCACACCUGCCCACACCUGCCCGGUACCCCACACCUGCCCACACCUGCCCAGUACCCCACACCUGCCCAGUACCCCACACCUGCCCGGUACCCCACACCUGCCCACACCUGCCUAGGGUGCCCAGGCUCAGGCACCUGCCUUGCGAAGCCCAUCGGGCUGGUGGAGGGCCCAGGCGGCCUGGGCCAGGGGGGUCUGGCGGCCACCCUGCGGGAUGACAGCCAGGAGACUGAAGGCAAGUUUGAGGAGUUCGGUUACAACGCGCAGCUCAGCGACCGCAUCUCCCUCGACAGGUCCAUCCCCGACUACAGGCCCAAGAGGUGCAGACAGAUGACCUACGCCAAAGACCUGCCCCAGGUGUCCGUGGUCUUCAUCUUUGUCAACGAGGCCCUCUCGGUCAUCCUGCGCUCCGUGCACAGCGUGGUCAACCACACGCCCUCCCAGCUCCUGAAGGAGGUCAUCCUAGUGGAUGACAACAGUGAUAACGCGGAGCUCAAGCUCAGCCUGGACCAGUACGUGCACAAGCGCUACCCGGGCCUGGUGAAGGUGGUGCGCAACAGCCGGCGCGAGGGGCUCAUCCGGGCGCGGCUGCAGGGCUGGAAGGCGGCCACCGCGCCCGUGGUGGGCUUCUUCGAUGCCCACGUGGAGUUCAACACAGGCUGGGCUGAGCCUGCCCUCACGCGGAUUCGAGAGGACCGGAGGCGCAUCAUCCUGCCUGCCAUCGACAACAUCAAGUACAACACGUUCGAGGUGCAGCAGUACGCCAACGCCGCCCACGGCUACAACUGGGGCCUGUGGUGCAUGUACAUCAUCCCACCGCAGGACUGGCUGGACCGAGGGGAUGAGUCCGCGCCCAUCAGGACACCCGCCAUGAUCGGCUGCUCAUUUGUGGUGGACCGCGAAUACUUUGGGGACAUCGGCCUGCUGGACCCAGGCAUGGAGGUGUACGGCGCGGAGAACAUCGAGCUGGGGAUGAGGGUGAGCAGGCCAGCGAGGGCCAGCGAGGGCCAGCGAGGCCCCGGCCCGUGGGGCAGCCGGGCACCCGACACCAGCAAGGUCAGCCCUGCCCAGCACAGCUCCCCGGGCCACCUGGCUGGCCCAGGACCUAGGUCACUGUCCCGGAGCUCGGCCUCUGUCCCCUCGCCUCAAACCCUCUGCCGUCCUGGUGUGCAGUCAGCGGUGGAGGCCAGUGACCUGAGAGACCGGAGUAGUGCAGCCCUGCCCUCCCAGGAGCGCGCGGAGCUUCCCGCCACUCCAGCCCCAAGCGGUCCCAUUGUGAGUCGUGACACUGGCCGGUGCCUGGAGGUGGAAAUGUCCAAGGAUGCCAACUUCGGGCUGCGGCUAGUGGUGCAGAGGUGCUCAGGGCAGAAGUGGAUGAUCAGAAACUGGAUCAAGCAUGGGCGGCACUGA